AUGAGCCCUCAGCAAACCGAGUCUCAAGUAAAUAAAACGGUUCCGGACGAAAUGCCAUCAGCGACUCCCAUUUUGAUUGGACGUCUAUUGUCAGAAAGGAAAUUCAUUGUAGACGAGCAGGCCCAAGUUAAACAUUUAGACGCCUCUACAAUUCCCGCCUCGUCCACUGUGUAUUUGAGAAAUUGUGAAAAUGGAGAAUACUUUCUCGAUAGCGUUUGUACCAAGGUCAUGAUUGGUGAGUUGCUUACAAUAAAGAAAAUUUCUGGUGAAAGUAUUGAGGCUAAUGCGGCUCAUGGUUCGGAUAGUUUUCAGUUCGCUCAGCGAGAACUCGCUUUUAUUAGACAUUCUUUAAUCGUGAUUAGCAAAUUUCCAGAGAACUGCAAAAAUCUCAUUAUAGUCGCCAAUGACAAAAUUAUCACUUCGACUAUCGACAUUUGGAAGUCUUCCAAUGUAUCUUUUAAGCUUAAUACCCAGGUUCAGACUGUCCAAGUUGACGAAUGUGGUACUAUUGAUAUUGAGUACGACAGGCCGUCGGCUUUCCAUUCUGUCGUCUGGACUGCGACUAGCGAAUUGAAAUUGAGGAUUCUUGAAAGCGGUGAAGAGAAAUAUAGUUUGACUACGGGGGAGAACAUUCCGAUACAAAGUGAAACUAGUGAAAGCAUCGAGAAAGUGAAUCCGUAUCAGUAUAUAAUUCGCCUAAUAAAUGGUUCUUUGAAAAGUGAAGAGUUAAUUAGAGCUGAGAAAGGGUUUCCUAUUACCCAGCGAGAACUAGAACAUUGGAGAGCGGUUAAUAAUAUUUCGACAUAA
Molecule: messenger RNA, 807 nt
Organism: Paraglomus occultum
Lineage: Eukaryota; Fungi; Glomeromycota; Glomeromycetes; Paraglomerales; Paraglomeraceae
Source: the annotation of a GenBank genome assembly